Molecule: messenger RNA, 201 nt
Organism: Spirometra erinaceieuropaei
Lineage: Eukaryota; Metazoa; Platyhelminthes; Cestoda; Diphyllobothriidea; Diphyllobothriidae
Source: the annotation of a GenBank genome assembly
AUGCGCAAUGCAACCGACCAAUACAUCCCUAAUCACACAAUGCCCAUCUCCUCACUGAUCCACGCACCUGCCGUUGCCGCUGACGCUGCUGCUGCUGCUGUUGCUUCGGCUGCACCUGAUGCCUCAUCCGGCUGCCGGCUGCCGGCUGCCGUCUGCACAACCAUCAUGCCCACCUCGGUGAUCUGCAAUAGCAUCGCCUAG